CUCAGUUCAGUUGCUCGUGGGUGAAGGUGAGCACGUCUUUGCAGGUGUUUCCUCCAGCCGCUUCUCGGUGUGGCCCGCCUCUGCCGCCGACCUGCCACUGCCGCCUGCCUCCUCCCACGGGCACAGUGCCGACACGCAGGCACUGACGAGCCUCCGGUGUGGCAGUGACGUACAGUGGCAGGCGGACGGUGACAGUUGUGUGCUCGUUGGCGGUGAAAAGACUGGAGGAGUGUAGGCCUAUAAGUGAAGCAGAGAGGACGGACUGCGUUGUGUGUGCGCGUGCGUGUGCUCGGAGGAACUGCUGGAAACACACCCACACCUACACAACACACUCAAACGGAUGUCUACACGUGACAUUAGUGCAAUAAGUUGUCAUCGGGAAAAUCAAACACCGAGUUACAGAACUGCGGAAGAUUUUUGUAUACGAAGAAAACGGGAUGACGGAAUUAAGUAUAGAAAACCUGUGACCUGUAUAUGUAUCUCUACGCCUGUUUGUGUACCUGUGUAUGUGCGUGUGCGUGGCCGCGUCUAUGCAAGUGAAGCUAUGCAGUAGUGUGUAAGGGUCCUGGACUGCCUCACCCACCCUUACACCCCUUCACACCCUCGCCCCGCCCCACUCACUCCACCACCGCCCACUCGCCGUGUUUAUGGCCCACACACCUGAAGCCUUCCCCACCCACAGGGCGGAGUGUGAUGGCCGGGCCAGGGUCAUGUGAGGGCGUGCUGCUCCUGGUGCUGGCGCCUUGGGCUCUGACCCCUUCCCUCCCCUCUACCCUGUCCCCGUCUCUGCACCCUCUUCAUCCCUUGCCCCGCCCCGCCGCCCCUUGCUGUACCUGCUCCGGGGACACCAUCGGCGGCAGCGACGCGCCCCUCUUCAGCAAAGUGUCACCGCGGCCCGCCCGGACUUUACCCGCUGCCCCCCGGGGCCACAAAGUGAACCCUAGUGAGAGUACUGACAUAAAUGUUGAACCUUUAUUAACACUAAACUUAGAUUAUGUGUGUGCGAAGUGUGACCCUCGAGUGCUUUAUUAAGUAGAUGAGUGAGUGUUGUGUGUCGCUGCGUGGCCUGUGUUGUGUUGACGAGAGUGUCAAGCCCGAGGCCUCAUGUCGGCGGUGGACGUAGUGAGUCGGCCGAUGCCGGCGGCGGGCAUGAGCGAGGGGGCCGCGGAGACGGGGGGCGCAGGAGACUCAGACCAAGAUGGCGAGUCGUCGCCUUAUGGCGGCGGGGCAGACAGUGCGGGGGCGGCGAGGAGCCCUUCCCACGCCGCCCCUACCCUGGCCCAUGGCGGUGUGGGCUUCUCUCCCCAGCACCAGAAGGACGCACUGAGCGUGGCCGUUGCCAAGGGCGGCUGUGUUGUGCAGGUGAGCUACGAGGGGCAGGAUGACACAGAGAGGGGCCUGGCGGGACAUUUUGGUGGCCUGGCCCCAAAUGGUAUAGACGAGAAACUCUGCGGCGCCUACGGCAAAAUCGUCUCCUCUAGUGAGAGCCUAUGUAACGGCGAGACGACGAGUGGAGGCGAGGAAAGCUGGCCCAGGCCGUGCAUGGUGGACGGCAGCACGCAAACGGGACCUGGGUGGGAAGAAGGUGCCCUGCUGGCGGCCAGGACCAGGAGAAAUCGUGGUCUAGAUGAGGCCGCUAAGAAAGACCAAGUGUUUGUCGCGGAGAAUAAGACUCAAGAUCAGGAGUCCCAGGUGGGGCAAAGCUUCCUCGAGGUCAACAGUUUGCUUACAUCAAAAAUACCCUUAGUUCAAAGGCGACAAAAACAAUCAAGCUCCGAUUACUCGUCUCUGUCUUCAUCUGACUCUCCACGGGUCAGCGACAUAAGUAACAGGAGUGACUCAGGCAACAGUCCUGGUAGCAGCAGCAGCAGCAGCAGCACCAACGGGGCUUCCACUAAAUCCAGGGAAUAUAAGUUUAAAAAAGCCUCCACCUGUGGCGAGUUGAGCCCCAUCGCGUCAUGCGGCGGUGACUCAAGCGUCCCCGCAGGGCUGAGCGUGGCCAUUGGCCUCUCCCCUGACCCCAGCAUGAAGGACCUGGGCGGCCGCAGCCCUUGUACGCCCACCAGCGGCUGCCUCAAGGCGGGCACGAGGGCACCCAGCGGAGCGCACGUCCAGUUCCACACGCCGUACGACGAGGAGGAAGAACAGCGGCUGCUGCACGACACGCUGGUUACACAGGGCGGCCAGGUGACACUGCGCAAACUUCCGUGCGGGGCCUCCACCCCAAGCAGUGGGGACCAGCUGCCGCGCCUCUGGACCAAGCUGCCCGAUACCUCCCCGUCGGACGUUGCCUCUAGUCUUUCAUUUUCUAAGAAGUGGCGGGGUCGCCACAUCUCCGGCUCUAGCAGUCUCAGCCUCGGCUCCAGUUCGAGCAGCUCCGGCAACUCCGGCGCCACGGAGCUGGAGAGACGCGCACCGGACGGGGGUUGGGGCUGGGUGAUCGUGGCCGCGUCCUUCAUGGUGCACUGCAUCGCUGACGGUAUCACUAUGUCCUUUGGCGUGCUCUUUGUGGAGCUGCUCAGCUACUUUCAGGAGGGGAAGUCUCUCACGUCUUGGGUGGGGAGCCUGUUCAUGGCUAUCCCCCUCCUGGCGGGGCCACUCGCAUCCAUCCUCACCGACCGCUACGGCUGCCAGACGGUCACCAUCAUUGGGGCGGUGGUGGCCUCGUUCGGCUUCUUCAUCAGUGCCUUCGUCAAUACGAUUCCUCUGCUGCUGCUGACGGUGGGUGUGAUCACGGGCCUCGGGCUGGCGGUGUGCUACGUGGCCGCCAUCGUUAUUGUUGCAUUUUACUUCGAGAAGAAGCGUUCUCUGGCCACGGGCAUCGCGGUGGCAGGGAGCGGCAUCGGCACCUUCCUGUUCGCGCCGCUAAUCCAGUACCUAAUGGACAACUGGGGCUGGCGGCUGUCCUUCAUCUUGCUGGCGGGAGUGCUGCUCAACAUGGUGGUGUGCGGCGCCCUCAUGCGGGACCUUGAGUGGACGCCGCGUGACUCCUCCUCCAAUCACCGCCACACCCGCUCCACUCCGGCCCCCAGCAGCCACCGGGGCUCCACCUCCCAAUCUUCUGAGACGGUAGGGGGACGCGGAGGCCACCUGGCGUUGCCCUCGCUGGACGAGCUGCGGCGGCUGGUGCAGUCCGGGGACGUGGCGGCAUUGCUCUCCCCCGAGGAACACCCCGCCGACACACUGCGCGGUUCGGCUUCGAUGGUGCUGCUGCCAACCUUCCUCAGCCGCUCCCAAACGCUGCCGCCUGAUGUCUUGCCCUGCCUGUCCUCCCGUACUAACGCCUACGAGGUGGUGUCCCAGAUGUACCCACACCUGCUGUCCCACUCCCUCUCGAGCACCCUGGAGCAGGUGUUGCCGCAGGGGGAGAAGGCUCAGAAGUCGACAACUCAAAAGGGGACGUCUGACUACGCAUCCACCACCAUCACCAGCAUCGGCUCCUCAGGGGGAUGCAUCCUCGACACCAGGACGUCACCGCCUGAAGCACCGAAGUGUCACCCAUCAGACACCGACGACACCACGCCCGGUUCCGUGCCGCCGCCCGCCGAUCCCUGCAACACCCGACACGAGAAGAAGCUCGACAUUCAGUUGGGCAUUUCCUUGGAGGAUGAUGGUGACGAGGCCGACAAUGAGGAGGAGAACGAAGACCCGCAGGAGCUGUCGGCGAUGCUAGGAGGGACUCGUCCCCUCAAGGGUCCGCGGCAGCCCGGCGCACGGAGGAUAUCCUCGGGCUGCAUGGGCGCCAGCUCCCCCCCACCUCCCGCCGCGCCCCUCCGGAACAUGAGGAUCAACAGGCAGUCCAUGACAUACCGCGGGGCUAUGCUCAAUAUUCAGCGCUACCGCCUGCGGGCCUCCUCCUGCCCAGACAUCUACCGCAACUCCAUCAUCACCAUCGCCAAAGCACAGGAUGAGGCUGACUGGACAUACCUGGACGAUAUGGGUGAAAUGCUCACGGCCUGUGUGGACGUCACCUACUGCAUGGAUACCUCGUACCUGGUGUUUGCAAUGUCCAACUUUGUGCUGUAUGUCUUCUAUGACACUGUGUACAUGUACCUGACGGACUACGCACAGGGUGUGGGCGUGUCAGCCGACGACAGUGCCAACCUUAUAUCCGUCAUCGGCAUCCUGAACUGUUUUGGAAUGGUGGUGAUGGGGUACGUAGGUGACCGGCCAUGGUCCUCUCCAAUACUGAUCUACAACAUCUCCAUGGUAGUGUGUGGCCUCAGUGUGCUGGUCAUGCCCUUCAUCACAAACUACUGGCUCAUAGCAGUGGCAGCGGCUGUCUUUGGUGUUUUUAUAUCGGCCAAUUACGCCUUAACCUCAGUGAUUGUGGUGGAGUUGGUGAGUCUGGAGGCGUUCAGCAAGGCGUACGGGCUGCUGCUGCUCAUCCAGGGCGUGGCCAACCUCAUUGGUCCACCUCUCGUAGGGUUCAUCGCAGACACGACUGGUGACUACGUGAUGCCCUUUGUGGUGUCGGGUCUUUUCAUUGUGUUCUGCGGGCUCAUCCUCAACUUCAUCCCUCUCAUCAAGCGCUGCCAGGGACAGUACGCCUCCUCCACCUCCUCCCCUGUCGGCACCCCCAAGGAUGGCUCACCCACACCCACGCCACUUCACAACUUCAAAAAGAAGCCAAGGCCGAUACAAUUGUGAUGCAGGUUGAGUAGUGGUCUUCCUGAGAGGUGGCGAGGCAGUGGCUGUGUCAACACUGCUAAGGGUAAUGACAGUGCCGACACUAAUAAGAGUAAUGAACAUGUCGGUGCGGAUAAGGGUCGGCCUGGUAAGGAAGGAGAGGUGAGGGAAGACGGGAGGCUCACUAGUGAUCUUCAUCUGACAACCUCUGAUUAUAUUUAGGGUGUAACUACAACAAAGCUGUACAAAUACUGUAAUCAGGAUCCCCUUCAGAUUUUGGGCUCACAAGUGUGUUUGUGUAUUGCAUGGAGAGUAAACUGAAUUUUCUAUCAUAUAAAUAAUAAUUUUUCAGCAUGCUCAUUCCUAUUCCAUCUGUUGAUACAUUCAUAUUUAUAAGAAUGUUUUCAUUUAGGAGAUAAGCAUUUCUUAAAAUAUACAGUCAUACAGCUGUCUUCUCUUGGCUCAACUCUGAAUGCCAUAUAGAAAUUUAAGUAGGAAAAUAUACUUUUAAGAAUUUCCGCUAUUAGUAAAGACGAGGUUUUGACGAAGCUUUGUGCAUAUUUUGGAGGGCUGGUGAUCAUGGUGGUGCUGGGGCUGUGAGUGGCUUGGCCAGGCCUGGUGAGGCUCCUCCCUGCAGGCACCACCGCCCAGCUGUGCUGCGUGUGUUUCCCCUCGCAGCAAACACAACAUUGUGAUCAUAUUUUUACAUUAUGUGUCAUUGUUUUUUGGUGAUGUUUUGUUCAAAAAUUUUCCAAAUAUACACAAAGGAACUAUCUUCUGUUUGAAAUGGCAUUUGCACAUAUGGGCAUAUGGGAAACAAGACUUAUAGUACAGUAUUUAAAAUCACAUUGAAAUGUAACAUUCCAUACACCAAAUUACUAUGGGAAAGUUAUGAAUUGUCCUUUGAAAUAUUUUCUUAAUUAAUACCACAUUGACUAUUUCUUUAUCAAUCAAUAGUCACAUAAACUGCCAUGUUCUCUACAUUUUUUAUUCUGUUGGAAUAGAAAUUAUGUCCCUCAAGUGCUUUACAAUGAAUGUUAUUGGGUUAUCAAGUGACACGCACUGUGGCAGCUGUCAUGUUUACCAUCAUGCAUGGACAGAGCCUUGGCCAGUGUUCUUGUGCACUCUUUGAGUGGUGAAGGGAAUGGUCAUGGGUCAAGGCAACCUGUGCUCAGACUCUGUCCAACUUUCUAGACUGACGGCUGCCCCAGUUCCUCCUAAUUUGUCUUUGUCGUCACCCGAGAUCGUGUAACUCAGAGCUUCUAGGAGACUCGUGAAGAUCCUGCUUGGAUUUAUGACCAGUCUUUGUGAUUUAAAAAUUAAAAUAUAGAUAUGUAGCCUAUACUUCAGGAAUGUUUAAUCUAAUAAACAACAUACACUUUGUAUUAAGGAAGACUGUACAACUUUUAAUGGUAUCCAUUUAUAUAUUUGAAUACUUUGGUUCAGUGAUCUGCUGAUGUUAAAUUCACGAUUAGUUUGGAGAUUCUCUUCAUUUGCGUGGAUUCCGUUUAUCUUGUAUUGUUGGAGUCCCGCUUUAUUUCAGUGUGCUUAUACACAAACUAUUUUUAUAUAUUUUCUUUUUUUUGUAAAUAAGAGGUAAAUAGUAUAUUUAAACAAAUUAAAUCAGUGACUGUACAUUUGUUUGUGUAAAAUGGAAUCUUUCUUUUUCCUCACACACACACACACACACACACACACACACACACACACACACACACACACACACACACACACACACACUCAAGCCUAUUGUGUCCUCCUGCUCUCAAGGACUGUGGCAGCUACUUUUGCUUGGUAGUGACGGCAGCAGUGUCAGCAGUGGUGGUGGAGGAGGAGUAGAGGGAGUGUCUGGGUGUCACAGAUGCCCGAGUCAUGUGUCACUUGUAGUCAUAAUUAAAUAUAAGUGAAGUAUACAGCUUAUGUAUUAAUAUAGCAUGAUCAACAGACUCUCUUGCAAUAUCAAACUAUGCAUUACUAUAAAGAUACUUCAAAAGCUUUUUUGUGUGUAAAGUUAAAUCCUGUAGAGGAGAAUUCUAGAUAAUCAUUGUAUAUAGAAUGUAGAUAAGAAAUAAUCAAAGACUGUACAGGAUAGGCUAUACAGUGUAAGUGAAUUUUCCAGUCACUGAUGUUCGUGAAUGAAGUACAGAAUAGAUCACACUUUUAGCCUCUUCCAUUUAGCGUAACCCAUUUCUGGGUCGUGAUCUGUAGAGUCCCUUGACAGAUAGAGUCCCGACAACCUAAGAUUUGGACGCCAUUAUUGGUCCUGUUUUCACCACGAGAGCAUGUGCUAGCGUUUGAAAAGCACGGCGAAAACAGGCCCAACAAUGGCGUCCAAAUCUUAGAUAGUCGGGACUCUAUAAGGGACUACAGAUCACGACCCAAAAACAGGUUACGCUAAAUGGAAGACGCUAUUUAUAGACUACGUUAGAUGUGACAUAGUAAGUCAUUUUUCCAUGCAUCCCAUUAAAAUAACUAAAGAAAAAUAAUUAUAUUUUUCACAGUAUUAACAAAAUCCACUAAAUACAAUUAAGAUUCAUAAUUUUAUGUUUCAUGUAAAAAUGUACAUAGGAGGGUGUUGUGGACAUGGUGUUGGAAGCAGCAGGUCAAUGUGUGCUUCAGGCCGGGCCUCCUGACGUAUUACCCCUGGCUUGUCAAACAGAAUGAAGGGCUGCUUUUUUCCUUUUUUUUUCCUACGUGAACGCCUAUUGUACCGGUAGGCUUGCUUGAGGGGCCUAGAUGGUAGUCCGCCCCAGCCCGUCAUGGCGCAGGCAAGUGUUUAUAGUGGUGCCAUCUUCUCUUCUCACUACCAGCUUAGUCCUUGAACACCAGCUCCAGCUAUAUGGACAUGCCCUCCUGGACGUUGAUCCCACUCACAGGGUUGUUCCUGUACGAGACAAUCCUGAGUGAGAGACCAAAGGGAUGCCCACAUAACCCAUAGCUGGGGCAAGUCGACUGAUCCUUGGAAGGGGCUAGAAUGGGAAGGGCAGCUGCAUGGAGCGACAUGAAGCGACGCAUCUCCUGGCAUAUGCUCCCCAUUAGUCAGUGAGUCCAGGUCACUAGGGCAGCUGGGAGGAGCCUCGUUUAUUGACUGAAGAGCUAAUGAGACCAUUCCAGAAUUCAGUAUUGGCUGGGAAGGAAUGUUUUGAUGUUAGAAAUAUGUAUUUUGUUUUGCUGUGAUUUUGGUGGAAUAAACCAUCAUAUAUUUACUUUUUGUGGAACUGUGAUGACCACAUUGUGUAUAUUAACCUGGUAGCAGCGAUCACAGGCCAAAUCUGUGGCUUUACCAUGUAGCAGCGACGGGCCAAAUUUGUGCCAUGAUAUAAACCCCCAAAAUAGAUGAUACAUAAUCUGAUCACAAAUGCUGUGAUAUAUAUUAUGAAAUGGUUUGUGUGAGGGGUGAUUUUUCUUAUUUUUCUCGCUUGGAGGGACCAUUAACCCUUUACUUGCGCGCAGUGUGGAUGCGACUAUCCCCUCAGGCGCAGUCGGGCAGCCCAAUUGGGGGUCUCUUUUAAUCUCUGUAUCUCAAAAACUAUUCAUCGCAGCUAAAAACCAAAAACACCAUUGGAAAGAGGAGGUCCAGAUCUAUAGGAGUCGGUUAUAUAUGCCUCUCUUGCGAAUGUACAUGCACGUUCAGGGAGUGUUGAAUGUUAACACUUACGUCGGUGCGUGCGUGAUGAUCAGCCAUGUUGAGGGAACUGUGGACAUUUUUUUCUUCAUUUUCUGGCAAGGGAGCAUUGCCAACUGCAAUAUUUACAACUAUUUGGUCAAAGAAUCAGUCGGUGAUCGGUGAAGCUAUGCAAAAAUGCCGCUAUAUUGGGCAAGAACAUCCACCAGUUACUCGUCCGUAGAUUUGCCGCGCUGGGCUGAUAUGAUUUUCCACCAAAUUUAGUGCAGAAUCCACUCAAUUGGCAAUCCUGUGUUGUGAGAAUCAGUGCUGGAACACACUCAUACGCGGGAGAUUUGAGUGCGGGUGGAGGUCGCAGCGGGCGUUUAGUGCCACCAGCAAAUACGCCUGCUGCAAGCGUUUAGCAAUGAAAGGGUUAAGAAACAUGAUCCCUGCUGCUACUGGGUUAAAUACUGGAGGAGUUCAGACCUGUGAUACCAUUAUGGUGUGUGAGGUGCUUGAUGGUGUAGUGGGUAGUGGUGUGGUGGUGGAUGAGGUGGGGAGAUGUUGUUAGCUAUACUUUUGAGGUAUCCUUCACAGUUCAAAAAAAUGUACCAGAGGAAUUAGUACCACAUUAUUGUCAGUGUACAAUUUUGAGUCGUAAUGAUACUUGGUGCAUGAACAUAUGUCAGGCUUUCUAAUAUGUAUGAAACUUCUGUUGUGGUCAUAUUGUACUCGUGUCAGUAACAGCUCUGUUUUCUUAUUUUCAAACCUGUAGGUCCUUACCCUGAAUAUCAUGGGAAAUAGGAUGAAUCAUGAUGGUAAUGGCGAUAAUCAAUAAUAUUUAAAAGCUUGGUAACUGUCACCAGAAACCUAUGAUGAAGAGUGCAACACCUAAUUUAAAACAAUCAACAUAUCAGGUUUCAUUAUUCUCCACAUGUGUAAUCAAGAGUGCUCUGUGAACUGUGAAAUUAUGUAUCAGUGCAUUUUAACUUGGUAGCAGCGACGGGCCAAAUUUGUGCCAUGAUUUAACCCCCCCAAACUAGAUGAUACAUAAACCGAUCACAAAUGCUUUGAUAUAUAUUAUGAAGUGGUUUGUGCGAGGGGUGAUUUUUUCUCAUUUUUCUCGCUUCGAGGGACCAUUAAGAAACGUGAUCCCCGCUGCUACCGGGUUAAGAGGAACUGUUCCUUUCUGCAUCAGUCUAAAAGUCACAAUAGUUAGCAGGAAUGCAUGUAAAAGGUGAAGUUAAAGAAUUGUGAAGAUAUGUCUGCAGGUAUUUUGUAACAUGAAGAUAUGUCUAUAAGUACUCUUCAUAUCGUCACCCUCAUAAAAUAAUCGUCUAAAUCAUUUUUCAUCGAUUUACAGGUUUUUGUCUACAACAAUUUUUCAUCAUGUGACAGCCAUUUUUGUAUAGUCGCCUUCAUCAUUCAGGGUUCGAGUGUUCUAGAAUUGGCCUUUUCGUUUCUGCCUAAAUCUUAAGCCAAAUGAGAUAAUGACAGUUCUUUUCUGAUUUCCUGAAAAGUAGAAAAUAAUGACUAAGGCGGUUUGUUUACCAAGGUGACGACAUGUUAGUUAUCACCAAAACUUGUGAUGGAUUAGACUGAUCAGCAAGGGCAUAGGCUCUGACCUGAUCCACCUUGGCAUGGCACUCUUGUUUCCUAUCUGAGUCCUCGUGCUCAACAGCCAUUUCUCCAACAUCUUCAUCACUACCUUCCUAUAUUUCCCAGCCUCUCUCCAUCCCUUCCCCUUUUCUCAUCACGCCUCCCCUACCUAACACACCUUGUCUUAAGUUAAUCCCUUACAAUGUCCAUCAUGAAAAACAAAGGUCUAGAAUCCCUGGUACCCAUGAAGCAGCCUGCCCUUUCACCACCCUGCCUACCCUGCCCCGGUGCCAUGCUGCUUCCCAACCAUCCCUGUCAGUCUUGUCAGUUUUGUAACGUAUAGGUCAGUACGUAAAAAAGUAAUCAAAUGUCUAUUUUCAAGCACAAUAUAUUGAAUGCAUACUUAUAUCAUGGUAACACUGAUUGGAAAAUAUGUUUGAACUUAGGUUAUUAUAUUAGUAGAUAUUUACUGUUGACAUGGCUCAAUCAAGUCCUGAGAGUUAUUGUUGUUGAGUUGCAGCAGAGUACAAGUUCCACAGGUUAAGUUGUGUUUCACUGUUGCUGUUGCCACUGCCUGCCUUUCAUCCUCACGAGACCUUGCUCACUCAGUGCGGGCGGCCGCCGUGCUCUCGCUGCCAUGUUGCACUUGUUUGCCUCAAGUACACACUUGUUUGUACGACUUCAACUUUGUGCUUUAUGUAACUUAGUAUAAUCACUUCAGGUUUAGGGCACUGGCACGUGAACCUUCUUGUGGAUGACACUAGUUCAUUGAAAUCUUCCAGUAUUUUCAUAUCUGAUGCUGUGCUGGCACCAUGCUGACACAGUGCACGAGGCAGUCACGGUUACAACUCGCUACGUUAUGUUACCUAAUCAGGAGGGUUGAGCCACCACAGUGUAAUGCCACCGUAAAGGCAAUCACUUCAUUGCCAUUGAAGGUUUGGUGUAAAGGUUUCAUUGUCCGGAUCUUCAGCCCCAGUUCCUCAAGUAGGUGUCAGUGCAGCUGCUGCUGAGGCAUAAUAUACAUCUCCAGGGAAGCAUUUGCAUUCGCCAUACCUCCAGUACUGAAAUGAGUAACCCAAUGCUCCAUCUGUACGUACACCACUUCUCUCCCAUAUGUAUAUAGAGUAAUCAAACAUGCGAGCCUCUAUGGCCACUUUAUAGUUCCAUGUAAGUUUUUAUCUAAUUCUAAUGUUCAAAUGCAAUAAAAGUAUUUCCUUGAA
Molecule: messenger RNA, 11055 nt
Organism: Eriocheir sinensis (Chinese mitten crab)
Lineage: Eukaryota; Metazoa; Arthropoda; Malacostraca; Decapoda; Varunidae
Exons: 8
Coding region: 1105-4650 (1181 amino acids)
Biological process (GO): transmembrane transport; monocarboxylic acid transport
Molecular function (GO): monocarboxylic acid transmembrane transporter activity
Source: RefSeq, a predicted model, not a curated record